CCAAGAUUAUGGAAGGAACGGAAAUGGUCCGUCCUUGUUUUCAUUCCGCCCGUCUGCAGCUGUUGGCUCUGCUUGGCAUUCUCUUUUCCCAUAUUUCAAGGGCGAGUGGAGAAUGGAUGCGCUUGAUCACAUGCUCACGGAUCCCCUGGAGUCUGGGGUGAGCAGAGGUGGGCGCAUCAUGGAAGAGUGCAUGCUGGGAAACAGCCGAGUCAGCCUGCCCGAGGACCUGCUCGAGGACCCUGAGAUUUUCUUCUCGGUGCUGAGCGAGAGCACGUGGUCCGGCGUGCUGACGGACGCCCAGCGCCAGCGACUCCGCCAGUUCCUCCCUCAGUUCCCCGACAACUGCCCCGCCCAGCAGGACGCCGUCAUCAGCGACCUCUUCAACAACCAGAACUUCCGAUUCGGGAACCCCCUGCACCUCGCUCAGAAGCUGUUCAGAGAUGGAUACUUUAACCCGGAAGUGGUCAAGUACAGACAGCUGUGCGCCAAGUCGCAGAGGAAGCGGCACCUGUACUCUCUGCAGCAGUACUACCACAGGCUCCUGAAACACAUCCUGGUGUCCAGGAAGGAGCUCCUGGAGAGGGCGAGUCGCAGCGGCCCGGACCUGGCCAUGAAGCGGCGCUACCCCUCGCCGUCCCGGGGCGAGGCCCAGGAGCAGCGGGCCCGCCGCAGGGUCUCCCGAAUCCUGAGGGAGGUGAAGAGCGAGUGCGCCGACAGCAACGUGUCCUCGGACGACGAGGAUAUGGGAUCCUGGCUCCCGGCCCCGCCCUCUCCGUCCUCCCCCACGCCCACCGUCUCCCUCCGGGUCCUGCCCAGUCUCUCCACGUCAGACAUGAAGACCACAGAGAAGCCGGACCUCGGGGAGAAGGAGCUGAGAGCCCUCCUGAGGAGGCACAGGGAGAAGAGGAAACGCCAGUCGGAUCAUCCUGACCUGAUGACCUCUGACCUCCACCUGGGUGACAUCAUGUCCAGGGUGAACGUGGGGCGAAAGGGUUCGCUCGUGGCCCUGUUUGACCUGGCCCUGCCCAAGAAGAAACUGAGGGAGGAGAAGAGGAAGAAGAAGAUGAGGCCCAUUAAAACGGAGCCGGAGGAGCCCUGCGACGUCCUGAUGCCCUCCGAGGCCCCGCCCCCCAACGCCGCGGUCACUGCCGCCCUGCCAGAGGCUCCGCCCCCUCCGCUGCCCAGCGUCAAAGAGGAGCCGAUGGAGGAGGCGCAGAACAGCCCGGCUCAGGUGGAGGAGAUCGCCAUCAGCUUCUUCAACCUGCUGGAGGACAUCCUGGGCCUGGAGGGUCUCGCCAGCACAGCCACGCUGGAGGAGAAAGUACAACAGUGGCAGGGCUCUCCUGCAAGCACCCUCAACCCGUGGUUCUCCUCCGCCCCCUGCUGGUCUGAGCUGGUACUGUCUGCCCUGCAGUUCCUCUCCGGAGAGAGCAAACCUGGCAUGAUGUCCCUCCCCAGUGGGUUUUCUCCCCUGGUAGAGUUGAGGGAGCGCACGCAGCAGUGGAAAUGGAUCAACCACGGGCCGGACGGAGAGAAGGACCUGAGCGAGCUGUGCCAGCUCUGGCUGGAGUCGAAGGACCAGGUGGUUGUCAAGCAGGAGAGCGAGGAGCCGGCCGAGCUGACUCCGCCCACCCCCAGAGUAUGGACGGACUAUGUGGUGAGACCCAGCACAGGGGAAGAGAGGCAUGUCUUUCAAGAGCAGGAGCAGCAGCGGUACGACCAGCCGCACAAGGCCUUCACCUUCCGCAUGCACGGGUUCGAGUCGGUGGUGGGGCCGGUCAAGGGCGUGUUCGACAAGGAGACGUCCCUCAACAAGGCGCGCGAGCACUCCCUGCUCCGCUCGGACCGCCCCGCCUACGUGACCAUCCUGUCGCUGGUGCGGGACGCGGCGGCCCGGCUGCCCAAUGGCGAGGGGACGCGGGCAGAGAUCUGCGAGCUGCUGAAGGACUCCCAGUUCCUGGCGCCCGAUGUCACCAGCGCUCAGGUGAACACGGUGGUGAGCGGGGCUCUGGACAGGCUGCACUAUGAGAAGGACCCCUGUGUGAAAUACGACAUCGGCCGCAAGCUCUGGAUCUACCUGCACCGCAACCGCAGCCAGGAGGAGUUCGAGAGGAUCCAUCAGGCCCAAGCAGCUGCCGCCAAGGCCAAGAAAGCACUGCAGCAGAAGCCCAAACCAGCUCUGAAGCCCAAGUCCAGCAGUAAAGAGGGCGGGGGGAAGACCCCCGGGGCCUGUGAGCCGGGGCAGAUCGUCAUGGGCGACGGCAGCGCCAUGCCGACCGCCACCCUGCCCGCCACCCCCACCACCCCCACCGUCAGCACCCCUGGCACGCCCAAGUCCCCCCUGGCACCGGCGGCCGGGACGCCAACCAAGACUGGUGUCCCAGACCCCAUGAAGCCGAGCCCCAGCGUCCUCCUGGUGUCCCCUCCCUCCAUGCCCCAGCUGGGCACCCUCCUCUCGGCCAGUCAGUCGGCCCCCCAGGCCCCGCAGCCGGCCUCCUCGCAGCCUGGGGCUCGAGUUCUGGCCCACCCAGGGGCGGGCUCCCUGCCCCAGGUGCGCGUGGUGACGGCGCAGCCCGGCCUGGCCCCGUCCCCGGGGACCCAGCAGGCCACGCUGGUGCACCAGGCCUCGCACCAGAUCCGCGUGCCCGUCACCGUGGCGCACACCAAGGGCAUCACUCAGACGGUGGUGACGCUGCCGUUGAGGACGCAGUCGGGCAGCAGCCCCGUGCAGGUGCAGGCUGCCCGAGCUCAGGCCGGCCUCACCGUCACGGGCCUGGCGCCCGCCGUCACCGUGGCCAAGCCCCAGACCAGCUCCCCCGGCAGCCCCGCCCACAACCCCGCCUCCCCCGCCAUGCUCCAGGGCGUCACCAGCCAGAGCAUCAUCAAGCAGGUGGCCAUCACCGGGCAGCUGGGGGUCAAGUCCCAGGGGGGCGGGGGCAUCCCGCUGACGGCCACCAACCUGCGCAUCCAGGGCAAGGACGUGCUCCGCCUGCCCCCGUCCUCCAUCACCACGGACGCCAAGGGGCAGACGGUGCUGCGCAUCACGCCCGACAUGAUGGCCACGCUCACCAAGUCGCCCGUCACCACCGUCAAGCUCACGCCCGACAUGCUGAGCGCCGCCACAGGGGGCGCCAAAGGCAUCUCCGCCACCCUGCACGUCACCCCGUCCCACCCGUCCUCGCCCUCCUCCUCCUCCUGCCCCGCCCCCGCCGGCCCCGGGGACCUCAAGGCGGGGGCCUCCCUGGCCGCGGCGGGCGGGGCCACCCUGGUGAAGGCGGGCGCGGGCGACGGCUCCAUCCGGCUGAUGCCCGCCCUGGCGGUGACCAUGGCCGACCAGAAGGCCCGCCCCUUCUCGGCGGUCACCGCGUCCGACUCCAAGCCGGCCGCCACCAUCCGCAUCAUGCCCGGCCUGGGCGUCAUCCCGCCCAAGCAGGGCCAGGCCAUCACCGUGACGACCGCCGCCGGCGUCAAGUCGGCCUCCGCCGGGACCGCCGUCACCAUAGCGACCAGCGCCAUGGCGGGGGCCAAGGGCCUGACCAUAGGGCCCGCCACCUCGGCCUCGGCCCUCUCCUUGGGGGCGGGCACCGCCACUGUCCGCCAGGUUCCCGUUACCGCGACGGUGGUGUCCACUCAGCCGGGUAAGCUCCCAGCCCGGAUCACCGUGCCCCUCUCCGUGCUCAGCCAGCCGCUGAAGAGUAAAAGCGUCAUGACGACCCCCAUCCUGAAGGGGAACAUCAGCACUAAUAUCGGCAGCCUGGGCCGGAACAUCAUCCUGACCACCAUGCCGGCCGGCACCAAGCUGAUCGCCGGGAACAAGCCGGUCAGCUUCGUCACCGCACAGCAGCUUCAACAGCUUCAGCAGCAGGGCCAGGCCACGCAGGUGCGCAUCCAGACGGUCCCAGCCCAGCAGCUUCAGCAGCGCACAGCCCCCGGCUCCCCCAAGCCCGUAUCCACGGUGGUCGUCACCACGGCGCCCUCCCCGAAGCGGACCCCCGACCCCCAGUGACACCCCCCCUGUGCAAACGAGGCAUUGCCC
Anguilla anguilla (European eel) is the source of this 4036-nucleotide messenger RNA. RefSeq names its product nuclear factor related to kappaB binding protein (gene nfrkb). The record is from RefSeq and is a predicted model, not a curated record. The transcript is spliced from 26 exons. Lineage: Eukaryota; Metazoa; Chordata; Actinopteri; Anguilliformes; Anguillidae. Bases 113 to 4006 code for a protein of 1297 amino acids. Gene Ontology annotation, cellular component: Ino80 complex. Gene Ontology annotation, molecular function: protease binding.